Messenger RNA from Aspergillus udagawae, 2229 nucleotides. Its product is annotated as transcription factor domain-containing protein. Lineage: Eukaryota; Fungi; Ascomycota; Eurotiomycetes; Eurotiales; Aspergillaceae. The transcript is spliced from 6 exons. Bases 1 to 2229 code for a protein of 742 amino acids. Gene Ontology annotation, molecular function: carbon-sulfur lyase activity; zinc ion binding; DNA binding. Gene Ontology annotation, biological process: DNA-templated transcription. The record is from RefSeq and is a predicted model, not a curated record.
AUGACUCUCAACGGAAGCUGCAUGUGUGGUGCCAUCGCCUAUACCUCAAGCUCUGCCUCUGCCACUGCGUUGAUUGUCAAAAGGUAUGGGCGGUUCCCUGUGGCCCAAUGCCCCUGUGGGAAGGCGACGAAGACUGAGACCUCCAUUGAAAAGUGGACCGGCAGCGCAUUCACAUCCAACGUUAUUGUUCCAAGAGAUUCGUUCAAGGUCACUAAAGGAACUCCGCGGUCGCAUGAUGUCACGGGCGAGAGUGGGAAGAUUAACAAGCACUUCUUCUGCGGCGAUUGCGGAUCGAGCCUGUACUCGGAGCUGGAGAUGAUGAGCGACAAGACGGGAAUCAAGGCGGGCACGCUCGACGGUGGAGAGGCGCAUUUGCGCAACAAGGUCGACGUCGAGUUCUAUGCCAAAGACCGUGUGCAUUACCUGGGUGCACUUGACAACGUGAGGCAGGAACCUCGUCUUGGUCAUCAUAGCGUGACCGAGGAGCCAGGCUCGUUGCUCACAUAUUGUCCCGAGGAUAUAUUCGCCUCACAACUCAGAGAAAGCGAGCGAGAAUGCGAACUGAAGAAUGGCAUGGCCGGGAAUCCCGCCGUCUUAUCAACCAUCCCUCUCGACUACCACAUCUCUAUCAUCAAUCAACUAUUUGGGCCCGGCUCCGCCGCUCCACCGGCUGUCCAUUUGCCGAGCUACCUGGCCGGUCUCCCACACAGACUGCACAGAGACGAUAUCGAGUAUCUUCAACGUAGUGGGGCGCUUGACCUCCCCAGAGACAUGCUCCGGAACGAACUACUGAAGAGCUAUCUGCUCUGGGUCCAUCCGCACAUGCCUAUAUUGGGGCUGCAUGAAUUUCUAUCCGCUGUCGCCGGUGAUAAUGAAUCCCAUCGGAUCAGCCUGUUACUAUUUCACGCCGUGCUGUUUGCUGCUUCAGCUUUUGUCGAUGUAUGCCAUAUUCGUGAUGAGGGAUAUCCUUCGCGCAGUUUUUUCCGCGAGAGCCUAUACCGCAAAUUGAAGGUGCUUCUCGAUCUCGAAUGCGAAGACGACCAACUCACUAACGCUCAAGCGAUUUUGCUGAUGAUAUCUCAUCCUGAGCCGCACCGCGACCGGAAAGAACUCGCCCACUGGUUGGAGAUCUGCAUCUCUAUGAUCAGCUCGAGUCAGACUCAAAUGGUCGAGGCAAACGCAAGAAAGCAACAAAUAUGGAGACGGACGUGGUGGUCCAUAUUCAAUCAUGUGCGACUAACAUCGAGUAAUCUUCUUACCUUGAUGAACGGUCCAGAAAACGGCAGUGAACGCGAAACCCCUCUGCCCAGUACUCAGGAUUUCAGAUUCGGUGCCUUAUCCCCCAACGUCCAAACAUUAGUAGGGACCUACGACUUCCUCCGUGAUGUGCAGUAUCAACAGUUCCAAGCGAGGCUGUUCAUUGAGAAAUCCAAGCUCUGUCAGAUAGGACAAUUUCCUGAACUAUCAGGAGACUUGUCUGACUCUCCCGGCCGCGAAGGCCGCGAAGGCGGAUUUGCAAGUGCGGUAAACAAGGCUUCCGCUGCUGAAGUCGCGGACCUCGCCCAGAGAUUGGGCAGAUGGCAUGCACAACUGCCACCGGCGCUUCGUCAUCAAUCACCGACCUCAUCGACUGUCACGGAGCUGGAACAAUUCAUACUUGUCCAUCGUGCCUGGCUGCUCUUGCUUUAUCUCGCAUCGGCCUACGUCGUCUGCAGUCGCAAUGUAGGGAGCAACAGCCACGCAAAGGAGCACAUCCUAAACAGAAUCAGCCUCAUCUUCGAUGAACUAUAUCGCUUGAACCUCAUCACCUUUCUUCCUAUUUCCAGCAUCGCUAUUCUCGUGCCGGCAGUGGAGUUUCAUAUCAAGGCUGUCGAAUCGACUUACCGUCAAACCAAUGAAGCGAGUCAAAGAACGCUCCAGCAAUACUCAGAAAUCCUGCAUCAGUUGCAAGAGAACUCCGCUCUUGCCGGUCGCAUGAUUGAGAUUUUGAGCAAUGUCACUGCUCCUGGAGCUCAGGACGACCUGUCGAGAUUAAUGGCUUCGGAAUCCGCCGUGAUGGAACGACCAGUCUCCCAUUCUGAUUUUGCACUAAACGAAACUGACGACUUUUACAAUUUCUUGGAAUCGGGCAUGUCAUUUGCAAAUGUUAUCCCGUCGGCAGAUGACAGUACAAACAUCGGGCUUGGUCCGCCUCUCUAUAAUGAGAGUUAUCUUACACAAUUUCUGUGA